Molecule: messenger RNA, 2204 nt
Organism: Pseudogymnoascus destructans
Lineage: Eukaryota; Fungi; Ascomycota; Leotiomycetes; Thelebolales; Thelebolaceae
Exons: 2
Coding region: 99-1352 (417 amino acids)
Biological process (GO): proteasome-mediated ubiquitin-dependent protein catabolic process; protein polyubiquitination; protein monoubiquitination
Cellular component (GO): ubiquitin ligase complex; nucleus; cytosol
Molecular function (GO): ubiquitin conjugating enzyme binding; ubiquitin protein ligase activity; cyclin binding
Source: RefSeq, a predicted model, not a curated record
CUUCCGUAUCUAGGCACCGCGCCCUCAACGCGCCUCAACCCAACGCGCCCGCACCCCUCCUCUGCGAUGGCCAUCGCGAAUUCCACCAAAUAACCACUAUGAUGCCUUCCUCCCCGCCCCUAAUCUACGCCGAGCUCCUCCCUAAUAUCCGCCAGAUCUCCGUCCUCGCCGCCCUCCCCACUCCCUCCGACGGCACAACCCGCGUUUCCCUCUCCGGAGACCGCGCACUCCUCACACUUGUCCACAAUGGCGCGACGGCCUCCCUCCAGCUGCCCGGCACGAUAGCACCGACAUAUACCGCGACGCAACCACACCCGAGCCUCGCCCAGCUUUCCUGGCGCAUCCCCCUCGCGGCCACCCCGUCGCAACAACGCGCCGCGCCCUCCCUCCCAGCGCCGUGGAGUGCAGGCGCGCUCGCAAACACAUCCUCGUUUUCCUGCCGAAGAUGCGGGCAGGUCAUCCUGUCCCCCAGGCGCGUGACGACGUGGCGCGACCUCCCCAGCGAAAACUGGGCUGAGAUGAUGGAGUUCUGGCAUUGUCAUAAACCCGACGUGCCGGUGGGCGAGAAGGGGGACGAGGAAGGAGGUGAUAAUACGACGAAGGGGUAUGGGGCGAAUACGCGAAUGAUGGCGCAGAAAGGGGUGGGGAAGGUUGAUUUGACGUACUUCCUCCUUGAUAGCGAAGAUUGUAGUGGCCUCGAGACCAACCCCUCCUCUCUCUCCCUCGCAUGCACAUCCUGCGCCGCCCUCAUCGGCACGUCCACACCCGCAGGCUAUCAACUGUACAAAUGGUCACUCUCGCUCAGCGCCCCCCUAACCACCGCAACUUCCUCGCCCACCAUACAACUCGCACCCACCUCCCCACCACUGCCCCACUUCCUCCUUCCACAACUCCACGCCCAAUCCUCCGCCCUCGGCGUCUCGAAAUUCAUCAUCCGGCCACCGCCACCGCCGGCUGAUGCCAAGAGCGAAAGUGACACGGAUGCAGAGGUAGGGAUAUAUGUAUGGCUGUUCGCGCCAUCUCUAACCGUAUCUUUUUCCUCCCUCUCCUGUCGUCCUACCUCCUCCCCCGCAGCCCACACAUCUACCGACUCCUCACCACUACAACCCCUCCCAGCAGGCAAACUCCUUUUCCGCCCUUCUCCUCCUAGAGACGAAGCGACCGCCCUCCUCGAUGCGCCGAAUAGCGCGGUGGAGGAGGUACGGCUCCCGGCCUCGGUAGUACGCGCUUUCACUACCCUAUUACAAAAGAGUAACGCUCGGCUUCCCGAGGGCGCGCGUGCCUUUGCAGGGGGGUGGGAUGUCGGGAUUCUAGAAGUGUGGGAUGGUGGCGAGGGUAGAGCGAUUCAAUAGCAUAUAAAAUGAUCGUGUCCUCUGCAAUGGAGGAAAAUGUCACGAGAAGAGAAUGUAAUGCGUGGUAAAAUACUAGAAGUGCGAACGCAACGAACUCUCCAAGCGCUCACCCUUCUAGUAUUUGAACAGAGGGGAAGGCAAAAGUCAUGACCUUAAAAUUGGCCCGCCGGAGAUAACGUGGCUACUAAGGGCUCCGCCGGCAGGAACGAUGCGGAAUUCAUCCAAUAUAUUCAUCAAAGUUGUAGAUAUCUGCAUUGUUGAUGCCAUACUUUAGAAUUGUGUUCCAUACAAGCUCAAACCAGCCACGAAUGACUUCUGGAUCUUCGCACUUAGCCCUCUGGUAGUCGUAUUUUCGCUGGAAGCGUGUCCGGAGCUCUACAUGGCGCUUAACAAAGUUUGAAGCCCAACGUGACCCGACGCGUGGCGCGUCUCGUGUUGCAAGUAGUCGACUUGCCAUAUCUUCAACAAUAGACAACUGAGGAGGGAACCCUUUAGCAGCUAAGUCAAGUAUAUACUGAACAAGAACUGAUUCCUCUAGGUUACUUAAUUUCCGUAAGUUGGCUUGGAUAUCGCGUCGUGAAGGUACGCCUUGUAAACGGUGACGUAGCUUGCGGUGGUCUACGGAAUAGAUCCUAGCUGCAACUCGAAGGCGCAAAUUUGGGUCACUUUGCAUAGCUUGGAUAGCUAGCACUAAUUUGCUUUCAUCAUUUUUAUGGCGCAUGUUUUGUUGUGGAGGAAUUUAACAUUUAGUUGGGGGGGUUGGUCACCACAUGAUUUUGGCACUUUCGCUUGUUUGGCACUUUCGCUUGUUUGGCACUUUCGUUAUACAUGCACGUUAUUAAAGGUUUGUUG